CUUCAACUCCAGUUGGACUCUGAUGGUUCCUCUUACAUUUUUUAAUUCCAAUUCUGGGUAUAAAACUCCAUGAUCGGUUCCUCUGGUAUGGAAAUAGUCCUGGUUGGUGGUAAAGUGGUAGUUUCGUCAAAGAGUGGGCAUAGAUUUUGUCACAAGUGAUCUCAUAUGGACAAGCUUCUUCUACUUCUCAAUCGUCAACGCCAAAACCAAAAGAUUAAAGAGUCAUUUUUGAUUCCAUUACUUACCGUGAAACCCAUCACUUUGAUUAUUCAAAGCUUAAGUCUUUGUUGCCAGAAAAAACAAAGCUUUAAUCUUUUUUCACUCGGUAUUGUAUAAAACCCCAGAAGCCAGAACCAGCUUUUGAUCUCAAAGUUGGAAUCUUUCACCAAACUUCAGACCAGAACCACCAUCCAUGGCGUUUAUUUUCACUUUCUGAUUCUGCUCCUGUCUCUUUUGGCGAUUCAAUCCCAGUGUUUUUACUUUAAUCCCUGAAUAUCAUCAUCUGGGUUGUUUUAAUAUCCCCUCAAACCUCGGAUUUCAUUCUGUGCUUGUGUAAUUCUGGUCGGAAUCGGAGAUGGGACUGACGGAGGACCAUCCGGGGAAGUUGGUGCUGAGUCAACUCGUUGACUCGGUGAAGGCGAUAUCCGAGUUGCCGGAGUGCAGGAACGUGUUUAGGAAGAUGUAUGGGAACUUUGUGAGGAGAAUUAAGCUAUUGAGUCCUUUGUUUGAGGAGUUGAGGGAUAGUGAUAGAGAGCUUGGGGAAGAAGAGGUUGAGGCGUUUGAAUCUCUUGGGGAGGCUUUGCAUUCGGCUCUGGUGCUCAUCAAGUCUGUCAACCAAGGCAGCAAGCUUUAUCAGGCUUUGGAAAGAGACAAGGUUAUUGUGAAGUUUCACCAAAUGACUGUUAAUAUUGAAGCAGCAUUGAGUCUAAUUCCUUAUAAACUUUUUGAUAUGUCGGAGGAGGUCUGCGAACAGAUUGAACUAGUACAUGCUCAAUUUAAAAGAGCAAAGGAAAGAAUGGACUCACUUGACUCACAACUAGAGAGGGAUUUAGUCAUAGCAGUGAGAGAUAAGGAUCCUGAUAAUGCAAUAAUUAAAAGACUUUCGGAGAAUUUGCACCUCAGAACCAUCAAUGAUCUGAAAAGUGAGUCACUUGCUUUCCAUGAAUUGGUUAUAGCAAGUGGUGGAGAUCUAGGGGACCAGUUUGCACAGAUGCAAGUUCUUUUUAAGAAGCUAAAUGACUAUGUGGUGACAGAAAACCCAGCAGUUGACAGCUUCGAACGUGACAAGAACACGAUAAAGCACAGGUCUCCGGUUAUCCCAGAUGAUUUCCGGUGUCCAAUAUCGUUAGAGUUGAUGAAAGAUCCUGUCAUUAUAUCUACUGGACAGACAUACGAAAGAUCUUGUAUUCAGAAGUGGUUGGAUGCUGGACAUAAAACUUGUCCCAAAACACAGCAGACACUAUUGCACACGGCCAUUACCCCAAACUAUUCUUUGAAGAGUCUAAUUGCUUUGUGGUGUGAGAGCAAUGGUAUUGAGCUACCCAAAAAGCAAGGCAAUAGAAACAAAAAACCAGGAUGCAGUGUUUCGGAUUGUAAUCAAGCUUCUAUUGAUUCUUUAUUAGAAAAGUUGGCAAAGGGCAGUUCAGACGAACAAAGAGCGGCUGCUGGAGAGCUCCGCUUGCUGGCAAAGAGGAAUGCAGAUAAUAGAGUGUGUAUUGCUGAUGCAGGAGCCAUCCCACUCCUUGUUGAGCUACUAUCUUCCCCAGACCCUCGAACCCAAGAGCAUGCCGUUACAGCACUCCUCAACCUUUCUAUAAAUGAGAGCAACAAGGGAGCUAUUGUCAUUGCAGGAGCUAUACCUGAUAUAGUAGAAGUUUUGAAACAUGGUAGCAUGGAGGCUAGAGAAAAUGCAGCGGCAACCCUUUUUAGCUUGUCUGUAGUAGAUGAGAAUAAGGUGCAAAUUGGAGCUGCCGGGGCUAUCCCAGCCCUUAUAAAACUGCUAUGUGAGGGGACUCCAAGAGGUAAAAAAGAUGCAGCUACAGCUAUAUUCAAUCUCUCAAUCUACCAGGGAAACAAGGCCAGAGCUGUAAGGGCUGGUAUUGUGACCCCGCUUAUGAGGUUGCUUAAAGAUGCGGGAAGUGGGAUGGUAGAUGAAGCUCUUGCAAUCCUGGCUAUUCUGGCAAGCCAUCAAGAAGGGAAGGUGGCAAUUGCUCAAGCUGACGCAAUCCCUACUUUGGUGGAAGGUAUACGUACAGGUUUACCACGCAACCGGGAGAAUGCCGCCGCAGUGUUAUGGUCAUUGUGCACAGGAGAUUUGCGGCAGUUGAAACUAGCAAGGGAACUUGGUGCAGAAGCAGCAUUGCAGGAACUCUCAGAAAAUGGCACUGAUAGAGCCAAGAGAAAAGCAGGAAAUGUUUUGGAGCUCCUUCAACGAGUUGAAGACCCUGCAGCGUCCAUAAGUCUCCAUAAUUCAUGUUCACUUCCGAGCACUAUUUCAGGAUGAAAGAAUGUAGUUUGUCGAUACACUGGGAAUGCGCAGAGAAACUAUUGUCCUACUUGGUAGUACCAUACCAUAUAAAAUGUGACUUGAUUGGCGGUGAUGUAAAAAGGGGUGCGUAUAAGAUUCAAAUGA
Molecule: messenger RNA, 2632 nt
Organism: Argentina anserina (silverweed cinquefoil)
Lineage: Eukaryota; Viridiplantae; Streptophyta; Magnoliopsida; Rosales; Rosaceae
Product: U-box domain-containing protein 14
Exons: 4
Coding region: 575-2503 (642 amino acids)
Biological process (GO): protein ubiquitination; cell surface receptor signaling pathway
Molecular function (GO): protein binding; ubiquitin-protein transferase activity
Source: RefSeq, a predicted model, not a curated record